AUGGCUGACGCCGACUACGACCCCGUUGCCGCCGCUGAGCUGAAGAAGCGCAGAGCCUUCCGCAAGUUCUCUUACCGUGGCGUUGAACUCGACGACCUUCUUGAGCUUGGCUCCGACGACCUCCGCACUCUAUUCCAUGCCCGUGCUCGCAGACGUCUCUCUCGCGGUCUUCGCCGCAAGCCCAUGGGCCUUGUUCGAAAGCUCCGUGUCGCCAAGCAGAACGCUGCCCCCAACGAGAAGGCACGUAUUCGCAGCCAAUCCGACAUACCCGCUGAAUGCAAAACCCAUCUCCGCAACAUGAUUGUUGUGCCUGAGCUGAUCGGCUCCGUCGUCGCUGUCUACAACGGCAAGGUCUUCAACAGCAUCGAAAUCCGCCCGGAGAUGGUUGGACACUACCUUGGUGAAUUCUCCAUCUCAUACACACCCGUCAAGCACGGUCGUCCCGGUAUUGGUGCUACACACUCAUCUCGUUUCAUUCCCCUGAAGUAA
Messenger RNA from Xylaria bambusicola, 489 nucleotides. RefSeq names its product ribosomal protein S15, eukaryotic/archaeal. Gene Ontology annotation, molecular function: structural constituent of ribosome; RNA binding. Lineage: Eukaryota; Fungi; Ascomycota; Sordariomycetes; Xylariales; Xylariaceae. The transcript is spliced from 7 exons. The record is from RefSeq and is a predicted model, not a curated record. Gene Ontology annotation, cellular component: cytosolic small ribosomal subunit; ribosome. Bases 1 to 489 code for a protein of 162 amino acids. Gene Ontology annotation, biological process: translation; ribosomal small subunit assembly.